AUGCCCAGCUCGGAAGGCUACAGGUACUGCCUGACUUGCAUCGACCAAUUCUCUCGAUGGCCGGAGGUGAUGCCGCUCGUGGACCAGGAGGCAGUCACCAUCGCUCGCGCCUUCUACGAGGGCUGGAUAGCUCGAUUCGGCAUCCCACUCCGCAUCACCACCGAUCAGGGGAGACAAUUCGAAUCGCAGUUAUUCAGGCAGCUUAGCGCGCUAUACGGAGUAGCGCACCUCAAGACAACAGCGUAUCACCCAGCGGCCAAUGGGAUGAUAGAGCUACAUCGACAGCUCAAGGCAGCCAUCAAGUGCCACGAGAAGGACCAAUGGACAAAGGUUCUUCCCACCGUGCUGCUCGGCAUCCGGGCUGCGUGGCGAGAGGAUUUGGGAGCGACCACAGCCGACCUUCUCUACGGCGAGUCAAUUCGGUUGCCCGGAGAGUUCUUGGCUUCAAGAGCACUCCCAGAAGGCGACGCGGCCGAAUACGUCAAAGAUUUAAGGCAGCACUUCCGAAGACUCCGCCCGACAAAUGGCACCCGCCACGGCGAACGGCGGACCUUUGUGUUCAAAGAUCUCAGUACGGCGGACCAAGUAUUCGUGCGCCACAACGCACCUGGAGGAACCCUGCAGCGACCGUAUGACGGACCCUACAAAGUGGAAUGUAACCGUGUCGAUCGGCUGAAGCCCGCCUACAUCAUUUCAGAAGACGAGGAACCAGAGAAGGCUAGCUCGCUACCAAUCGAGCAGCGUUUGGAGAACCCCCCAAGUCCCAGCACAUCAUUGCAACCGUCCGUGCCAUCGGAGCUGGAUAACCCAGAAAAUUCAGCAAGGAGGACCGACCCACCAACCGCCCAGGAGCCGACUAAGACCGCUUUACGGCAAACCACACGAUCGGGCAGACGAGUGCGAUUCCCGGACCGACUUCAAGGCGGUUUCUCGUGA
Molecule: messenger RNA, 936 nt
Organism: Trachymyrmex septentrionalis
Lineage: Eukaryota; Metazoa; Arthropoda; Insecta; Hymenoptera; Formicidae
Exons: 2
Coding region: 1-936 (311 amino acids)
Biological process (GO): DNA integration
Molecular function (GO): nucleic acid binding
Source: RefSeq, a predicted model, not a curated record